AUGGCUGAAGAGCAAAAGAGCGUCAUCAUCAAGUUACCCGAAACGGAUAGUACGAGUCUCACGUGUACUGCACGGAUUCUAGCACAUGAAUGUGCAGAUGCAAAUCUCGAGUUUAUGCGUUGUAAACAGCGUGAUGCUAAUCCACAAGCGUGUCUUGUGCAGGGUGAAAAGGUGACGGCUGCCGUGCUAAAGACACUUCGUGACGCUGAAACUAAUUGUGGUGAGACGUAUUUGGCGUACAAGAAGGCGCUGAAGAGUAAUUGGCACCGGAUUGAUGAGACGCGGACGGAACAGAUUGCGCUUGAAGAGUGCUGGCGACAGUACAAGGGAUACAAUCAGGCAAAGAAGGAGCAGUAG
Molecule: messenger RNA, 357 nt
Organism: Peronospora belbahrii
Lineage: Eukaryota; Oomycota; Peronosporomycetes; Peronosporales; Peronosporaceae
Source: the annotation of a GenBank genome assembly